Rangifer tarandus platyrhynchus (Svalbard reindeer) is the source of this 333-nucleotide messenger RNA. Lineage: Eukaryota; Metazoa; Chordata; Mammalia; Artiodactyla; Cervidae. The record is from the annotation of a GenBank genome assembly.
AUGAAACUGUCAAUCAACCCCCCUGAAGCUGGUGUGCUUAACGGGCUUGUCAGGCCAGAAAGGCAGGCGGGGACAGUGACUGCAAUAAAGAGGAAGAGCCUAGGAAGGAUUGAGUGCAGGAGCUGCGGACGCCACACCCACUCUCAGGGUUCACAGGAGGAUGUCCCACUGGCUGUGGGUUCACCACUGCAGUCCUGGGAACUCAAGGCGAGAGAGGAGGGGAUGGACCAGGGUGACUGCAUGCAGGUUGUGGGGAAACCCCUGCAGGGAGCAGGAACAGCAGCGAGAUCAGCUUUCUCUACCAUGUACCAUGUUCGAGCUGGCGUUACUUAG